Messenger RNA from Penaeus monodon (black tiger shrimp), 1113 nucleotides. Its product is annotated as G-protein coupled receptor moody-like. Gene Ontology annotation, molecular function: glutamate-gated receptor activity; G protein-coupled receptor activity. NCBI's taxonomy places the organism in Eukaryota, Metazoa, Arthropoda, Malacostraca, Decapoda, Penaeidae. The record is from RefSeq and is a predicted model, not a curated record. Gene Ontology annotation, cellular component: membrane. Gene Ontology annotation, biological process: G protein-coupled receptor signaling pathway.
GUGCGUGCUGAUUACCAUACCCAAAUGGUACCCGAAGAUCUUCACGGCGACCAACACAGCGGUCACCAUCGCCUGCAUCUGGCUCCUGUCGGUCGUGCUCUUGCUGUUCCCACUACUCGAAGCCUACGGGAAAUUCGGCUAUAACGACUCGACGGACGAAUGCGACUUCGUGGACAGCACCGAGCGGGGGCAGACGCCGCGAAAUGUGAUGAUGUUCGCCGGGUACUUCUUCCCCUGCGGCGUUAUCAUCGUCUCCUACGCGCUGAUCUUCUACAAGGCACGGAUGAGUUCAAUCAAGAUGAAGGCGUUCUCGCAGGGCAAUGCACAGAACACAGCAAACAAGACUGCACAGCGUCCUGCUGUGGGUCUGAGAUCACGUGACAUUCGCAUCGCACGCACCAUAGCCGCCAUCUUCGUCGCCUUCAUCAUCUGCUGCACGCCUGUGUCCGUGCUGCACUACCUGGACAAGACGGUAACGUCCUUCAUCUGCAGAGUUAAGGGCCUUUGUACCAAUCGAAGAAAAGAAACGGCUCUAGUCUCAAAUGCAUAUGCCGACUACAUUACUCCUGCUGCACCCGCUCUACUGGCUGCAGUACUGCCUCAACAUGUUCAUCUACGUUAUCAUGAACAGCCAGUACAGGGAGGCUUACGUGCACUUCGUCGCCAAGUGGUGGCCAGGCGUCAGGAAUAUCUCAGGCCGCCUGUUCCGCGAGCCGAGCAGCGACAGUGGGCGCAGCCAGCGGGCCACGACGCCGACCAGCCUCAUGCGCUUUUCCACCCGCCGCGGCCCCGGCAAGCCCCCCACGCCCACGCAGCGCCUGCCGCCCCCGGAUAUUUUUGAAACGGAUACACCUACGCCCUCUCGGGACCCCAGUGUUUGAGACGACGCAUCCAGCAAAGAUGCGUCGGGACUUUUCUGCCAAAGACAGACUUCUCGGUGGCGAGGAAAAAAUGCAUCAUCAAGGAUAUGAAGUGUUUGUUGAGUUUUGUUACAUGUGAACAAGAAAAUGAUAUAUCUUGUAAAAAUGUACAGUUAUAUAUUCUUAUAUAUACAUAAAUAAAGACAAACAAACACACACGCACACACACACACACACACACACACACAUACGC